Messenger RNA from Triticum turgidum subsp. durum (durum wheat), 906 nucleotides. Lineage: Eukaryota; Viridiplantae; Streptophyta; Magnoliopsida; Poales; Poaceae. The record is from the annotation of a GenBank genome assembly.
AUGUGCAAGAAAGCCAUCCGAUACGCCGUGGUGGACGCCUUCGCGACCGAGCCGUUCAAGGGCAACCCCGCCGCGGUGUGCCUCCUCGACGACGACAACGCCGCGGACGAGCGGUGGAUGCAGUCCGUCGCCACCGAGUUCAACCUCUCCGAGACCGCCUUCCUCGUCCGCGACUUGUCCCGGCCCGCCAGCGCCGCGCCGCUCUUCCACCUUCGAUGGUUCACCCCCGUCACCGAGGUCGACCUGUGUGGGCACGCGACGUUGGCCUCCGCCCACUUCCUCUUCACGGCCGUUCUGCCGGAGCAUGGCAUGAUCGAGUUCAUGACCAAAUCCGGCAUCCUGACUGCGAAGAAAGUUCCUGCGCCAGGGGGCGCAGGCGAGGCCCACGGGAAGCUGUUUAUUGAGCUGAAUUUCCCCAUGAUUGAUUUCCUGGACUGCAACGAGAUGCCGUCGAUUCCAGAGACCCUAAACGGCGCACCAGUGGUCAGUGUUCACAAAUCGGCGGCCGACGGUGAUCUCAUUGUGGAACUUUCUUCAGCAAAAGAGGUUGCCGACAUCCUUCCUAACAUCGAAGAAAUUAAGAAGUUGUCAUGUGGUGGUAUCAUGGUUACAGGACCGGCACCUGCUGGAUCUGGUUAUAACUUCUUCACACGUUUAUUCUGCCCGAAAUUUGGGAUGGAUGAGGACCCUGUUACUGGCAGUAUACAUUGUGUAUUGGGACCCUUUUGGGGUAGAAAGCUUGGGAAGCAAAAACUGACGGCAUUUCAAGUAUGCUUUCGACGUUUUAAUUGUUUGGAUGCAUCUCCAAGGGGUGGAACGCUAUACCUGGAACUGGAUGACGCAAAUCGGCGAGUGAAAAUCCAAGGAGAAACCGUUACUGUCAUGUCCGGGACACUCCUGGUGUAA